GGUUAUCUAUCUCUUGCGAGUGGUGGUAUUAAUUUAUUUUGUAUUAAUUCUGUGUGAAAUAUUAAAAUGAGUAAGAAGUUAAACAAUCUAAAAUGGCAGUCUGUAGCUUUAGAAGGGUUUCCGGUAUCCAUGUCCGACAAAUUCCAAGGAUUUGUGGGCUUAGAAGAGUGCACCAGCUAUGGUUUGGAUAAAGAACUAAAAUCGCGUAAAAAGAAAAAACAGACAAAAAAGAGGAGAAAUGAGGAUACAGUUAUAUCAGAUGUAGCUCCUAAAAGGGUGAAAAAAGAUACAAAGAAAGAGACAGCACCGAAAGCACCUGUAAAACUUAGCAAUGGAUUCAUCGUAGAAUCAUGCAAUGUGACUAAACCUUCUACAACUAACGAGGUACAGCCAGAAAAAAAUAAAACAAAGAAGAAGAGAAAGAAAAAUAAGAAAAACAAAAAGAAAACACCAGAAAACCCAGAAGAAAAAUCAAAAGAAGUGAAAAAUAAAUCUCCUAAGAAAAAUAUUAGUAACAAUAAAAAAUCAAAGCCCAAAUUAGGAGAGAAUAUGUCAGAAACUGUGUCAGACCUGACACCAGAAGACAUGCUGACUUGGGCAGAGUUCAAAUUGCCAGAACCAAUAAUGAAGGCCUUAACAGAACUAGGCUUUAAAAAACCAACAAAGAUUCAGGAGUUAUCAUUGCCUGCUGCUAUACAUGGGCGCAGGGAUAUUCUAGGAGCAGCUGAAACAGGCAGCGGAAAAACUCUAGCUUUCGGCCUUCCUAUACUAACUGGAAUCAUAAGACUGAAGGAAAAGGCAGAACUGAAGGGCCUAGAUGUCUAUGACAUCCCCUACAAAAAGACCUCAAUGAAAAGGAAAAAUAUAAAACCUGAACCUGUAAAGAAAAAGGGAAAAGUUAAUAAGAAGAAGCAAGAGAAAAGAACAGAACAGAAAGCUAAAGAGUCUUCUGAAGAUGGCUAUGGUUCUGAUGAAGAGAAUUCUGAUUCAGAUCAAGAAGAAAACAACAAAACAUCUGAAAUAGAUAAAAAGUCUGCACCUGUAAGUAAAUCCAAUAAUGAAGCUUCUAGAAAAGUUAAGCCAACUAAAAAUGUUAAGAAAUCUAAUGACAAUGCUAAAGAUGAUGAUGAUUAUGUAGAAGAAAUUGUAGUACCAAUAAAACGUAAAGAAACAUCUACAGAUGAAGGAAAUGACAGUGAUGACAGCUCCAACUAUAUCCAUCUGUCAGAAAUGUUUGAUUCAGACGAUUUGGCCGCCUCCAGUGAUGACGAAAACGAUAAAACUGUGUCAAAAACAGAAAACAAAGAAACAGAUAAUAGUGACACUGAAAGUGCUGAUGAGUCUAAUGCUGAAAACAGCAAUGAUGAGACUCAGAAUGAAAUUGAUGAAGAUAGUGAUGAUGAAAGUCAGAGUGAAGAUAAUGAUGAUGAAGAAGAAUCUGUGGAUGAGAGUGAAGACGAUGAUGAUGACGAAAAUGAUGAAGACACAACAGUAAACGAGAGCGAAGACGAUGAUGAUGAAAUCGAUGAAGAUACAACAAUAAAUGAUGAUGAAAAUCCUGAUGCCAAUGAUGAAAAGUCCAUUGAAAGUGGCAGUGAUGAAGAUGAUGAAGAAAUGGACGAAGGUGAUGAGAAUGAACAAGGCAUUGGCUGUGUAAAAGUCAUAGACAAUAUAGAGAUACCUGGACAUGUGGUGGUGAAGACUGGGAAGCCUCUGUACGCUUUGAUCCUGACUCCCACUAGAGAACUGGCCAUACAGAUCAGCAGACAUUUGAUAGCUGUUGCUAAAUACACAGGCAUAAGAAUAGCGACUAUCGUAGGCGGCAUGGCGGCCGUCAAACAAGAGAGGGUGCUCCGCUCAGGGCCCGAGGUGGUGGUGGCGACUCCCGGCAGGCUGUGGGAGCUGAUAUCGCAGGGUCAGCCGCAUUUGCAACAGUUGGACUGUGUUAAGUUCCUAGCCAUAGACGAGACAGACCGCAUGGUGGAGCGUAACCAUUUUGAAGAACUCGAGCCUCUGCUAGAACGACUCAACGCGGACGAAGAGCGAAGCAGAACGAGGCAGAACUUCGUGUUCUCUGCCACUCUCACUAUGGUGCAUGACCUGCCGGCGCAUAUGAGAGGAAAGAAGGUAACAAAAAGAGGCAAGAUAAUAAACAGAAAGGUCGAGAAGAUGACGCCGCAGCAGAAGAUCAAGCGGCUGGUGGCCAAGAUCGGCAUGACCGACCCCAAGGUCGUGGACAUCACCACUCAGAACUUAGGUACAGCAGAAACCUUAACGGAGAGCCGCAUAGCGUGCGCCAUAGAGCACAAAGACGCGUACCUCUACUACAUACUAAAGAGGCACCCGGGCCGGACCAUAGUGUUCUGCAACUCUAUAGGCAGCGUCAAACGACUGGCGCAAUUAUUCUCUAUGCUCAAGUGUCAUCCGCUACCGUUACAUGCUAGCAUGCCUCAAAGGCAGCGCUUGAAGAACUUGGAAAAAUUCCGCGACGACCCGCACGGCGUGUUGAUAGCUACAGACGUAGCCGCUAGGGGACUGGACAUACCUGAUGUGGACCACGUCAUACAUUAUCAGGUGCCAAGGACUGCCGAGAACUACGUCCACCGCAGCGGGCGUACCGCACGAGCCUCGAAGGAGGGGCUGACGAUCCUGAUGAUGGAGCCGUCGGAAGCCUUCCUGUACUCCAAGCUUUGCCGCACGCUCAAUAAGACGUCUGAAGUCCCCACCUUCCCGGUGCCGCCACAACAACUGGCCCCACUGAAGGACCUAGUGUCAGUAGCGCGGGACCUAGACUCGCUGACGUUGCAACGAAGACGCGCGUCGCAGGCGGCCGGAUGGCGCGAGCGAGCUGCGAGAGAAAUGGACAUGAUCAUCGAUGAUGACGACUUACCAGUAAAAGAAGUUGACCCGUCCAUAGACAAGGCUCUGCAGGCGAAAAAGAGACAGCUAGAGUCUAUGCUCACUCGCCCUCUCUUUCCAAAGGGAUUCUCGUUCAAGUACCCUACUUUGAACGAUCCUGCAGUCUUUGCUUAUCCUGAGGAAAAUGCGUUACAGGUAAUGAAAAAAGCACUAGAAUCAGGCGAACUAAAGAAAGAGAAAAGGAAAAGUAAAAACUCGUCAUUGUUGAAAUUACAAAAGAGGAAAUAAAUAUAUUUUUACACCU
Molecule: messenger RNA, 3163 nt
Organism: Ostrinia furnacalis (Asian corn borer)
Lineage: Eukaryota; Metazoa; Arthropoda; Insecta; Lepidoptera; Crambidae
Product: ATP-dependent RNA helicase DDX24
Exons: 12
Coding region: 67-3147 (1026 amino acids)
Molecular function (GO): ATP binding; nucleic acid binding; RNA helicase activity
Source: RefSeq, a predicted model, not a curated record